GUUCAAUUCACAGCAACGAUUUUUAAUUUAGUAAAAAAAUAAAACAAAACUCGUUGCACCGUGAGCAUCGUCUGUGUGAAAUGUUUGUGUAAAAUUGUAUAAUUCGAAAUGCAGUUUCAGAGGGCGGCGUCGAAUAUUGACUAUUAAUAUCGCACGUGAGAGCCGAAGGAAGCUUCAAACUGAUCUCCGAUAAUGUUUCGAUCGAAGAAGGAUGUUGACCGACACGUGAAAGACAUUUUUAUUAAGCUUAAAAGCCCGGAGGAGAAAAAUCUUCGAUGUUAUAACAUUGCAAAGCUAUACUAUCGUGUCGGAGAUUAUGAAUCAGCGAAAAAAUAUAUUUUUAAUUAUUUGGAAGUACGGAACAGAUGUUCAGGCGCUUAUAAAUUAUUGGGACAAGCCCUUGAAGCUUUGAAACAAAAGGAGGCAGCUUUUAUGCAAUAUAAAAUAUCUCUUGAAUUAGAACCGAAGCAAGACGAUCUUAUUUUAAAAGUUUGCGAACUACUGACAGAUAUGGAUUUCAAAGUAGAUAUGAAUAUAAUUAAAUAUUGGGUAGAAAGAGCGGACAAAACCUUUCCACAUCAUCCAAUAGUUUUUGAAUUAAAGGAGAAAAUGUUAACCCAAGAAAAAUCAAACGACAGCAACGAAGAUCUAGAAAAACUUAUUACCUCUGAAUUAUCGGUAAGACAAACCGAUGUGCACCUACAAAUUAAGUUGUUGAAGCACUAUGUAGGAAAUCAUAGACUAGACGAUGCGUAUAAUCAUGCUGCUGGAAUCGAAGCGAAACAUAGUCACAGAAAUAGUAUCGAUUGGUAUCAAUCGUUAAGCGAAUUACUUUUAGAGUGUAAAGCGAGUAAGCAGUCAGAUUGGACAUUCUGGAUAUUCUAUAUUUCUGUCUUGGAAAGAUAUGCAGCGCUUUGUUUGAAAGAGCAGGGUAAUAUAAUAAAAAAUAUGUCGGAUGCUACACAAGCAGUAUUCAAUUUUGAUCAGAGUUUAACUGAAUUUAAAUCAAGAAAUAUCACCACUCAUCCUGCUUUUAUCGAAAACAUGUUGUUACACAUGUGGGGACAGUUACAUUUUCAUUUAGCAUGUUUAUUUUUACGUAAAACUAAAAUGGGAGAGGACAGUUGGUCCGAAGCCGGCCGCCUGUGUGCACCACUUUUCUUGACCGCGUUGCACGUCACGCCUAUAGAUCCCACCGCUGUGUGGACCAUGCAUUUAAAGAACCGACUUAAGAAUCAAAUUCACGUAUGGUACAGAGAAGGAUCGUACAGAUGUAGUCAGUCUGGUCACGUGCUUCAAGAUUAUGCUCGAGACAAUACUAAAAAAUUGUUGGACAAAAUCGACAAGUUUUGCACGAACUCGUGGCGCGAACGUGUUUACCAGAGGAUCUUUAUUGGUCGAUUGUGUCAGGACGGCAAAGCAAAGUCGUACUUUGCAAAUUCCUCCAAUUCGAAUCCGCCAUUACGUCUGUGCUCGUAUCACGAAUUGAAACGAUUCGACGAAAUAUCGGAGGAAGUGUGGCCAAAUUCGCUUCACCAUCAAGUUUGGCUUGGUUUGAGGAGCUGGCCUCGUAAUAAGAAAGACGACGGACCUCAUCCGAAUCAAACGUCGCGCGUGUUCUGCGAACUACAAUUCUCCGUUUUCAAUCUGAGUCAAGCAGCCCCCGACAGUCUGAGUCGUCUCGAUAUCGACGCAUUUCUGAACGCGGCGAUCUUAUGCGCUUCUACGGCGAUCGAGGAACAACGACUGAGCGGGUUCAUGAACUCUGAGAAAUUGCCCACAUUACCGGCGGACCUCACGAACACCCUUUGUACUUGCGUUCAAGAAAAAUGGUGGUCCUGUGCGUACAAAGUAUACUCGAUGGACAAACAAAUGCCGCUGAACGAGGAUCUUGGAGAAAUAAGAUUGGAGUUACAGCGAGGUCUGGAAGCCGUUCGCUGUAUCGGGAAUCACGGAUUGCACCCAGCUCUUCUAGUUCAUUUAGCACGAGUGUUUCACCACAGAGCGGAAGUGUUGAAGGAAACGGAUCCAGGCAAUGGUGAUAUAUCUAGUUUGGAGGCACGCUACGAGAUGUAUUGGUCGAACGCGAUUCCGCUUCUCGAGAGGCUGCAGAACAAUCAAAUUCUUCGUGUGACCAGCUCGAAGUUCUUCAAUUAUCAAGGAAAAGAAAUGGACAACUCGGACUUGAUCAAGGCUCUGGAGGAAGGUAAAUUGUUCCUGGCUCAGCGUUUCGUGCGUGACAAACAGUACGAGAAAGCGAUCGACGCGUUGCAGGCGUUGAAAUGCCCGGAGGCCUCGUUCCAGCAAGGACAGGUGUACCAGAUGCUCGCGGACGAAAUCGUUAGUUCCAUGCCAAAAGAAAGCUUGACAUCCGAAAUGAGAUCGCAGCACAUCAUCAUGCUCUCGAAAGCCAAGGAAUGUUUUUAUCUGACGUUGGAUCGGCUGCGUAGCCCGGAGACGAAUCCGAAACAUCCUUUGAAUUCGCAGCUUUCCUUGCACAUCGUCGACAUAGAGAAUAAAUUGAAGAGAAUCGAUCUGGAUGAAUCGCAAGGGGACUUGAGCAGAAACGAAUACGACGGUAUGUCGGACGAAAGCUAUUCAUCCGCGCACAGCGUCGCCGAUCAACCGACCACGAACAUGGCGCUACCAACGUUUACAGUAUUGAACACCUCGAGCAAUAUGCUCAGCAUACCGCAAAAGAAUACUCAUCGAACCCCGAAACAGUCCAGCACACCUUACAGACCGCAACACCAAGACAUAAUGGAUUUGUCGCGCAAUCGUUCGGAGGCACGUCCAAGCCCCGAGCGUCUGGACGCUCAAAUUCGUGCGAUCAAUCAAACGCUUCACGCGAAGGACAGUAUGAUACAGUCGAUAGUGGACCACAAUAAAACCAUAUUGAAGAAAGUCGAGGAGCUGGCCAAAGAAGUGAGCGAGUUGCGGAAAGAUAUGCGUCGUCAACGCGUCAAGCCGAUCAACGUCAAUCUCAAUAUGGAGGAGGAUUUAUGCGCUCUGAGCGAGGAGCAUUACAACGACUUGAAUUAUAACGCGAAUCAGACGGGUCCCGUGUCCUCGAUAUCCGGAAAUAUGUUCCAAACGUCUCACAGACAUCCGUAUUCCCAAUUGGUUUAUCCCACGACCACUGCGUUUCAAGGCUAUUAUCCAGGAGCCAUGUCGUUCACGGAUCCAAACGCUCAGGCUAUUCCUUCUCUGUAUCCGCCAAAUGUUUAUCCAAUGCCAGUACUCUAUCCUGAUACCAGGUCGAAGAUGCCGGAAAAUAUACUUCAACAGAGCCUGUUCACAACGAGAUUGCCGACUCAGAUGCCGGAUCUGAUGCCGCCGACGAAUCAGUCGUUGCAAAUCCUCCUACAAAAGGAGGAAAUGGCGAAGACCGAGGCGACCAUAAAGGACGCGCCUCUGAACAAAAUUCCACCGGUUAACGUUGUUAUCACCACCUCUGAUACACUCCCGACUACAGCGCCGGUCGUUCAGCCGACGCUCAGCGUAACCAUUCCUCCACAUUUCAGACAAGGAGGCAUCUCCACGUCGGCCACGAUGGAACAGUCCGUUCCUCAUUGUUACCAGAUCUCUAUGCCGUCGCAAAUUACUGUACCGACGACGGUCAAUCUUCCGCCCUUGGCAGCCACUCUUACCACCACGCCAGCGAGUAUUUCCAUGAACGAGGCACCGAAGGCGGAUAGCAACGCCAACGUUUGCUCGGUCGGUUCGCCGAACAGCUCGGAUUACGAGCACGAUCCGAUACCAGAUUUCGUUCCCAUCAUACCUCUGCCCGCUGAGGUGAAGGUCACCACGGGUGAAGAGGAUCAGGAGGUAUUGUUCUGCGGCAGAGCCAAACUGUUCCGUUACGUGGGCAACGAGUGGAAAGAGCGUGGCGUCGGUAACGUGAAACUGCUCCGAAACGAGGAGGGCAAGGUACGUUUACUUAUGCGCAGGGAACAAGUAUUAAAGGUAUGCGCCAAUCAUUACCUGUCGCCUAAUAUGGAACUGACCGCCAAAUCGAACAACGGGAACGCCUGGGUUUGGGUCGCCCAAGAUUUCGCCGAGGGAGAGCUGAAGCUGGAAAUGUUUUGUAUUACGUUUAAAACUGUGGAGGAAGGUGCAUCCUUCAAGGAGCACUUUGACAGAGCCAAAGCAAGUCUCCCUCGAUCCCCUGAAAAGUCAGUCGACAGCGCUGAGAAAUCAUUGACCAAGGUCAGUACGACUACAAGCAACGUCGAGAAGAAGGAGGCAAAGCCUUUGGAGCAGCAAGUUGGUCAGAAGAAUCAACCCGCUGAAACGACCACAACGUCGGAAGCUUUGUUGGACAAAUCGAAGAGCAAUACAACGUCGACGGUUAUCGGUGGAUUUUCAUUCAUGUCGACACCGAUUAUUCAGAAGGUGGUUACCACCGAAUCCUCGAAAACUCCCAGUAAAACCGAGGGUAGUCCGUUCGCUGGAUUCACGUUCAACAAGGCUGUAACCACUGCAGAGAGUACUAUGACAGCAACGGCGAAAACCACGGUCGCUGAACCGACUUCUCAACCGUCCACGUUCUCGUUUGCAAAAACAACCGCACCGCGGUUGGAGCCUGCAACGACAUCGACUCCAGCCGUCGGCUCGACCGUUUCUACAAACGUUUCUCAAUCGUCGCUGAGGCGACCGCAUGCGCCUGCGCCGAAUACGACUGGUUGCGUGGGCAUCGACGCCACGAAUGUGUCCACCGAACACGAGGAAACGUUGGUCGAGAGCAAGGCGAGUCUUCAGUAUUACAAUAACGAUACCAAACAGUGGGAGAGUAGAGGUACUGGUCAGUUGAAGGCUUUGUGGAAUUCGAAAACCGGUAGGAUUCGAUUGCUGAUGACAGAGCAGAACGGUUCGAAGGUUUGCUAUAAUUACAAUGUUCUGAGUAAGACACCGUUCACGUACAAGGAUGGUAGCAACGUGGUUGUCAAUUGGACCAUACAGUAUGGACCUGGUAAUAAAACGGGAAUGUUUUCAGCUACGUUUAAAACGUCCGCCCAAGCUUCUAAGUUCUACGAUACGAUCACCAGCAACCAGCAGAGAAUGGUGAAAGAUUGCGUUGCUGCGGAGAGUCUGAAGAAACCAGAGAAGACCAAGAACGUGCAAAAGAGCAAAACGCAGCCUUCUUUGGCCGAGAUGUUCAAACCACCGCCUGGCUCGUGGAACUGCGACGCCUGUUACACGCAGAACACGGCGUCGAACGUGGCGUGCGUAGCUUGCAAAGCACCGAAUCCCUCUGCAGCCAGCAAAGAAAGCACACCCACGGUCGCAGCCACCAACACCGCCUCGAAUCAGAUACCGCUUUCCCAAAUGUUCAAACCGCCACCUGGUUCGUGGAAAUGCAACUGUUGCGAGAUCGUCAACACCAUUGGUAACAAUUACUGCGUUGCCUGCGACACGCCCAAAGACCCGUCGAUUCCGCCAAAGCCAAAAACAGACGGUUUCAUGAUAGGCACAGCUGCCUCUGGAACUACUCCUUCGUUCACCUUCGGUAUACCGCAAGAUAUCAAUAAGAAGAGCAAAAGUGGAUUUACAUUCCGAAUACCACCGUCUGCCGAUAGUUCCAACGAUUCUAAGCCCACAGCUGACACCAAAGGAGAUAAUUCCAGUACGAAAUUUGUGUUUGGAAUGCAACAGAGGCCAAGCACACCGCCGAACAAAGACUCACCGUUCACGUUCGGAUCGCCAGGCAAAUCGUUUGGCUUCAAUUUCGUGGCCAAGUCGCCGACCAAGUCACCAGGGGGCGGUGAAAACAGCGAGGAGGAGGUGGUAGAGAGCGACGAUAUUCACUUCUCGCCGAUCAUCCCUCUGCCGGAUAAAAUCGAAGUUAAAACGGGGGAGGAGGACGAGGAGAUACUUUACAGCCACAGGGCGAAGUUGUUCAGGUACGACAAGUCGACGUCCGAAUGGAAAGAGCGUGGUCUGGGCGACAUCAAGUUGUUACGGCACAAUAAGACGGGUAAACUGAGACUGAUAAUGAGGCGGGAGCAAAUCUUGAAGCUCUGUCUGAAUCAUUUCAUUCUACCCACCAUGGAAAUCAAACCCAGGGACGAGAAGACUUGGAUCUGGACCGCCGCCGACUACAGCGAAGGAGAGAUCAGGCACACGCUAUUCGCCUGUCGUUUCAAGAAUUCUGAUAUCGCGAACAACUUCAAGAAGAUAAUGGACGACGCGAGGAGGGAGCAGGAUUUUCCAACCAGCGAACCAAAGACAGAGUCGAAGGCGGAGACGUUUGUUAAGUCGUCGUCGCCCCAGGACAUCGAGGUUCUCUACGAGGCGAAAGUGACGCCCGAGGAGAAAGAAGCCGCGAUAAAAUUACAGCUACCGGAGAACUUCUACGCGUACAAGCAGAAGCCAGAUUGUUCUGGGUGCAGAGGUUGCAAAGAACCAGGCGCGCCGUUGUUCCAAGAUCAAAGUUCAGCAACGGAGGCGUCGGUAUCGAAAAGUACCUCGUCCGCCAUACAGUUUCCUCCAAAAAUUGGCAGCACCAGCGCCACCCCGAGUAACGUCACGGAACCUGCCCAAACGCCUGUUUCGACUACUAACACAACUAUUCCUUCUACUAUAUCGUUCGGAAACAGCGACAAGAAGACUACUGGUUUUUCGUUCAUUCUGCCACAGAGUCAACCUACCAUCGGCGAGAUACCGAAACCCGCGACCGAGCAAAAUAUUCUGGCGGGCGAAAAUUUGAAAAUCUGCAGUCCCAUUAUCUCCCAGGGUCAAGCAGAGCCUGCUAUAUCGUCUCCUUUCAAUUCAUCGAUAUCCACGACAUCCUCGGUGUCCAUGUUUGGGACACCUGUGUCAGACAAUCCGUUCAACCCGAGCGCGGGAAAGAAUGUUCUGGCUCUUCCUAAGUCUGGUUCUUUCAAUGUCAGUGGAAAUAAUUCGGAGUCGACAAUUUUAAAUAAUAUUAACUCUCAAACGAAAACCACUACGAGCGGCGCGACCGUAUUUGGUACCGCGCCGGCUUUCGGGUUAUAUUCGACGAAAACCAAUCCCGAAACCACCACCAGUAAUUCGUCCCCGUUUAUAACGAACACCACAACGUGUCUGUUUGGAGCGUCCGCCAAGCCUGCUAAUACAGUAUUCGAUAAUACGUUUUCGUUUAAUUUAUCUUUCGGCGCGCGUGCAAACGAAUCACCGUUCGGAAUCACGAGCCCUAUAAUAACGAACAUUUCUGAAACGAAACCAGCGACGCUGGAAAGCGAGUCUCAGAAAGAUAGUGAUAUUAGUUUUCUGCCGGCGGCCGACAUAUCGUUCUCGGCCUUGGCAGCGAAAGCACCCCAGCAAGCAUUUAAAACAGACCCGAACUUCUCCUUCUCUGGCGCUGGAUCGGCCGUAUUUGGUUCCAAAUCUACCGACAAAUCCGCUGAAAAAACGAAAGAUGCUGAGAACGAGGAAGUAGAGUCUCCUGAAAACGAAAAUGAACAAGAACACGAUCCUCACUUCGAGCCCAUCGUACCGUUACCCGAUGUUAUCGAGGUACGGACUGGAGAGGAAGACGAAGAAAAAGUAUUUUGCGAGAGAGCCAAAUUGUACAGAUAUAACAGUGAUACGCGCGAGUGGAAAGAGAGAGGCGUUGGAGAAAUGAAAAUUUUACACCACGCAGAACACGGAACUUACAGAUUAUUGUUGCGCAGAGAUCAAGUUUACAAAGUAGUGUGCAACCUUUUGCUCACCCAGGAUUUAAAGUUCAGCAAACUUUCUACUUCGGACCGUACAUGGAUAUGGGCGGGCAUGAAUUAUACCGACGAUCAACCAGCCGUAGAAAAAUUAGGAGUUAAAUUUAAGAAUCCAGAAUUGGCCUCAAAGUUUAAGGAUACGAUCGACAAAAUCCAACAAACGCUAAGCGAAAUUCGUGAGAAAGUUACUGAAGAUGAGCCAAUAAUAGAAGAACCGGAAGAGGAGGAGAACGAAGAUGUUGAGGAAAUCGAAGACGAAGAAGUGUACGAAGAGGAGGAAGACGAAGGUGAUAAUCAUAACUAUUUAACCAUUUUUGAGAAAAGAGCAACUUUGCUUGCCAGAACGAGCGAGGAAACAAAGUGGAAGCUAGUGGCUGUAGGAAACUUUCUGAUUUAUUAUGAUUCCGAUAAUUUUAUUGGAAGUAUAAUAGUGAAAGCGGACGAAACAAAUGAAAUUGUAAGCAAUACGGCGAUCUAUCUGAACACCGAGAUGGAGGUCUGUGGAAAAGAAUGUAUUUGGACGUCGAUCGAUCGUGCAUUGGAACCACCGACGAGACAUACUUUGAAAGCAAUCUUUUCGUCCGAACAAGAUGCACAGGAAAUGUUCAGGCAUUUUCUCGAAGGAGUGGAAUGGGCGAAACAGGCCGAUUUCGGUGACCCUUAUGACAUAAGAACAUAUACAUGAUAACCGAUAAUAGAUCAAAAUGUUUGAUGAAUAAAACAAGGUGUGCCAAACGUGCUGGAUUUUUCUCACUUUGUUAAAGGCAAUUCUAAAGGAAAUGUUUUAUUACUGUUAUAUUGCUUUUUUAUAUUACUUUAUCUUAUUUAGGUUUUAUAUAAUCUAAAUAAGUUUUGUUAUCAUUAUCGAACGUUCAUUAAUAACUGUACAAUGAAGAAGAAGGAAACUCGUGGGAAGAAUUUUGGGAUGCUCAAACAGUGCAAUCACAUCGAGCGAUCUGCCUACGAUUAAACUAGUAAUGCAAGGAUAAUAAAUAGUUUUAAAAUUAUAAUUUUAUGCUUUUUCUAUCGUUUAAGUUAAAAACAAUUUACAAUAUAAGAAACGUAUUACACGAAUUAAUGGAUAAUGUUCUUAACGAGGAGAAUGGAAAUAAAAGAUUUUGAAAAAAUAUAUUUAUGCGCUUGGUCGUUAAUUUCAAGUUGAAAUUUAAUUUUACGAAUGAUUUAUCGAUAUUUGUGAUGUUGUUUGUUAUAACGAG
This is a messenger RNA of Colletes gigas, 8917 nucleotides long. RefSeq names its product E3 SUMO-protein ligase RanBP2. Gene Ontology annotation, cellular component: nuclear pore; cytoplasm. The transcript is spliced from 12 exons. The record is from RefSeq and is a predicted model, not a curated record. The coding region runs from base 193 to 8385 and encodes 2730 amino acids. Gene Ontology annotation, biological process: intracellular transport. Gene Ontology annotation, molecular function: GTPase activator activity; protein binding. NCBI's taxonomy places the organism in Eukaryota, Metazoa, Arthropoda, Insecta, Hymenoptera, Colletidae.